AUGGCUCGCUCUACAACGGCUUUAUACACACGAGAUGCAUGCCUCCUGCAUCAUGCCUCCUACAUCAUGCCUCCUGCACCAUGCCUCCUGCACCAUGCCUCCUGCACCAUGCCUCCUGCACCAUGCCUCCUGCACCAUGCCUCCUGCACCAUUCCUCCUGCACCAUUCCUCCUGCACCAUUCAUCCUGCACCAUUCCUCCUGCACCAUUCAUCUUGCACCAUUCCUCCUGCAGCAUGCCUCCCACACCAUUCCUCCUGCACCAUUCCUCCUGCACCAUUCCUCCUGCACCAUGCCUCCUGCACCAUUCCUCCUGCACCAUGCCUCCUGCACCAUUCCUCCUGCACCAUGCCUCCUGCACCAUUCCUCCUGCACCAUGCCUCCUGCACCAUUCCUCCUGCACCAUGCCUCCUGCGCCAUGCCAACAGCCCCGCUCUCUUCUUCUCCUGUCACAUUCUGGGUCUUUGGUUUCACUCUCAAUGAGAGCUGCACCUUCCAUUUCCCCUCCCAGGUUCCACGUCACCAGAAAUGGCCGGGACUUUGUGUUCAAUCUGACGUACGUGGCGCACAUGGGGUUGAUGCACGAGGUGCUGCCAGCUUGGAUGUUCAACACUAGUCUCCUCGGAGCCGCGGUGCUGAGCCGCCCUGACACGCCCUUCCAGCUCGUCGCCUACAGCUCCUUCCUGCAUGAUCUCAUCUCAAUGAACUCACCGCACGACUACAGAAGCUCGCACCUGCUGCCCAGCAUGUGCCAGCACGUGCAGGACGCGCGGCGGGUGACCUUCUUUGGCCCGUGGGCGGUCGGAGAGGACCGCAAGCCAUGCUUCAUGCUAUUCAAGAGCGACAAUGUGCGUGGCAUGGCCUUUGAGAAGGAAGCUUCCAGGUGGGUGGCGCUUCAGAAGGAAUAUUCCAGGUGGGUGGCGCUUCAGGAGGAAGAUUCCUGGUGGGUGGUGCUUUAG
This is a messenger RNA of Closterium sp. Naga37s-1, 957 nucleotides long. The record is from the annotation of a GenBank genome assembly. Lineage: Eukaryota; Viridiplantae; Streptophyta; Zygnematophyceae; Desmidiales; Closteriaceae.